Tachysurus vachellii is the source of this 1782-nucleotide messenger RNA. RefSeq names its product endonuclease domain-containing 1 protein-like. NCBI's taxonomy places the organism in Eukaryota, Metazoa, Chordata, Actinopteri, Siluriformes, Bagridae. Bases 270 to 1226 code for a protein of 318 amino acids. The transcript is spliced from 3 exons. The record is from RefSeq and is a predicted model, not a curated record. Gene Ontology annotation, molecular function: hydrolase activity; metal ion binding; nucleic acid binding.
GGUGUAAACCUACCACGUGACUGCAGUGUUAUAAAAAGGUGAGUAUCUGAGAGCAGGAGAGCGAGAGACCAGUCGGUUCUUCUACAGUUAAAGAUCACUAAAAACAGAUCUCCUGUGUUCAUCUCACUUCAUCCACUGAACUUCAACAUCAAUUUCCAGCAGCUUGUGAUUUCUGAUAUCCAUCACACACACUCGUCAUCACACUCUUCCUCAUCACACACUCGUCAUCACACUCUUCCUCAUCACACACUCCUUCACCGUGUGUCAGGAUGCAGCUCCUCUCUCUGGUGCUCCUGCUCUCCUCUUUCUCCUCACCGACCCUGACAGAGGUUGUUACUUCAUUUCAAAAUUCCUGUCCUAACUUCUUCAUCCGGAACCCGAAAAAAACAAAUGACAUCAUCGUCCCCACUCUCUUCACUGGACAUCAGUAUAAGACGAUUUGCCAGCGCUGGGAAAACAAAUACAGGUUUGCCACCGAGUACGACACUGUGAGGAGGAUCCCUAUUUUCUCGGCCUACACACUCUUAAAGGCAGGAACGACUAUCCGCAGCGAUGUGUGGAAAAUUGAACCUCAGCUGGAAGAUAUUAAAGAAUAUAAAGACAAGAAAAACAUGAUUGAUUCCCCGAGAGAAGGAGGAAAGAUAGUUAACCAGGCCGUGGACUCUGAUUAUUCAGGUACAGGGUUUACUAGAGGUCACGUGUUUCCACGACAGUUUGCUGCUGAUCAGGAUCAAGCAGAUUCCACCUUCACUUUAACUAACGUAGCUCCACAAACACAGGACAGCAACCAAAAAUGGGCUGCACAAGCGGAGGAACCGAUGCUUAAAGAAAUAAACCAAGACUGUAAACUCGACCAAAAUAACCAGGCGUACAUUGUGACCGGAGUCGUCCCAGGGAGGAACUGGAUACCCAUAACAAGAGAAGUUGAAAAAGAUCAAGAAGGAAUUAAUAUUCCCAGUCAUGCUUGGAGCGCUUACUGUUGCAGGAAUAAAACAGAUUAUAAGAAGCUCAUAGUGAAGACCUACUUAGCUGAGCUAGACAAAUUUAAUCUCAGACGCCCCGACAUUAACAACCUGAAUAGACGACUGACUGGCCUGUACAGUGAUGUGGGAUGUAUAAAAAAGGGGAUACCUUUUAAUGUGUUCCCAGGUUUAGACUUCAAUAAUUAUCAUGUGGACCUCACAGAACCAAGUCAAGUACAAAUCAGAAAUGAUUCCGAUUUAUAAUCUGGAUUAUGUGUCACGAAUGUGCACAAAAUAUCACGUAAUAGCGAAGCACGGUGGUGGGAUCAUAAAAUCAGCUUCUUGGUUGCUUCACUCUUUCUCUUUCUCUCAAUUAAUACUAUACAAGUAAAUAUUGUAACAGAUGCAUAAUUAUUCACCCUGAAACCCUGAAUCAGCUUCCACCAGAUGUAACUGCAUGAAUUAUGUAUGUUAUAUUAUAAUAAUAUAUAAUAUAAUAUAUUAUAUUAUGUUAUUACGUAUGUAUGUAAUUAUGAUGUAAUGAGUAACUGAAUGGAGUUAUUCUGUGUGCAACUGCGACACAUGUCGAGUGUUCAGUGAUCUCAGGAUGCCUGUUGCUGUAAGAACUCAGGGUUCAGAGAACAUAUGAAACAUCUAUAUUUAAUAAAGAAGGUUUAAAAUAUGAUCAUCUCAUCUGACAAGUCUGUGCUUGUGGGAUUCAGUCCAGUAGGGGGAGCUAGUGAACUGGGAACGCAGAAUAAUGUUCAUUUCAUAUGAAAGAUAUUUUCAAUUAAAAAAGCAAAUACACACCCUGACAAAA